AUGGAUACGCCUACGCCUACCACUCGGAAGCGUCAAGCCUCGGAAUCUCUGCAUGCUCCUCGCAUUCUGCUAUUCAAGAAAAACGCCUACCCGCGAUUGCUACCUGAUGACAUAGAGAAGAUCAACACGCACAUACGGAAGGACCAGAAAUUGUAUAUUCUAACUGCCCAGUCAAGCCCCUCGGAUGCGGCUGACCCAGUCGUACUCACUCAUGUUCUACGAAGUGCUGCUGCUGCGCUUACGCGGUAUGGUGAAGUCGGGAGUGCGGGUACUAUCCAAGCUAUAUGGCGCCAGAACAUGAUAUCCCAAGAAUUCAAAGAAGAAGAAGAAUUUAUGAAGAAGGAUCGUGACGCCUAUCCGGAGUUUCUGAAACUGUGUGACAGAUGUGUUAGCAGUUUGAAUUGGGAGGAAAUGCUAUAUGAUGAGACACUCAACGAUACAAUCCCUGAGCCUGACGGUCUUGCGACAAUGCAUGCAUUCAAACUGCCUUACCUCGGAGAGGCAGACAAAGCACUCUGGAAGCAUAUGCAUACACACUGCAAACCAUAUUCUGGAUCGUACGAGCGCUAUGCUCAUCAUCUGGUGGUAGUGCAAUCAAGUGGAAUGGGAAAAUCCAGGAUGGUUGACGAACUGUCUAAGAGCCACUUUGUGAUCCCGAUUGUUACUAGGAGCACCGAGAGUGGAGAACAUAGGCAAAAUGAAUUGACAUACCAUGUACAGGUGUUCCAUACCCUCCGUCGGACGUUACAGUUCUCCCAUGGUUGA
Molecule: messenger RNA, 765 nt
Organism: Rhodofomes roseus
Lineage: Eukaryota; Fungi; Basidiomycota; Agaricomycetes; Polyporales; Fomitopsidaceae
Exons: 3
Coding region: 1-765 (254 amino acids)
Source: RefSeq, a predicted model, not a curated record